AUGGCAGCGCUCGUACCGCUAGCCAUCAUCACACUCCUUGCUACUGCUUCCCUCUCAGCCCCCGCCACGGCCCUCUUUCGGGCUACCCGACGCGCUCAGCCAGAGCAUCCCCCGGUUGAAGACAACGCUGAACCUUCACUCGACAGUCAACUUCAGCCAAACGACGCGCCCAUAGUGGAGCCAAGAAGCAUUCUUGCUGCUCUGUUGGGCCACGCUGCCGCUGUCGUUCUCGCGUCAAUCCGUCUGACGACGCCGACUACCAUCUCCCAACCCCUUCCAGCCUCUGACGAGCCCCAGAAGACGCGUGUUUCUAUUGCACAAGAUGGAGAAAGCGUCAGCGUCGAGACUAUGUUGGCAUCACAAGCCAACGACCAAGUCCAAGUUCGUCCUGACACUCCUCGGCCAUUAGAUACCGCCAAUCCUCCUCCUCUUCCCGCUACCUUUCCUGUGUUUGCGCCUGUCGUCGGCCCGACGCUGACGACAGCGCCCAGCCGACGUUCCGUGUUGCAGCCUUCCCCAUCACAUCAUGGUGUACAGCUCUGGCCACCACAUGUCGGGCAACGAAAUCUUCCGCCGUAUUCAGUCGAUAUGAACAUCUCUUGGGAAGAGAUAUGGCCAUCACCCCGCCAGACUCUUGGGAAUUCAGCUAAGACAAUGUCAACCAAUAGUAUGACACUUGUCUGGUCAGACCCACCCACCCGUCAAUUCGUCCCCAAAGACGAAAACGACGAUGACGAUAAUACUUGUGGCUCCUCAUCAGAUAUGGACUCAGACAGUGAUAUGGAGGACGCGUUUGAUCUUGUUCAGCGACUGGACGACGACGACCUCAUUUCUGCCCUUCAAGCACUCUCUCUCUCUGAAAUCACUGCAGCCAAGACCAAGCCACAAUUAUCUUCGGCCCAAAUUCAGGCAUUCCUCGCAUCUCUGCCUCCCGCAGGCAUUUCGCCUUUCUGUCCCCCACCGACACCAACGCCGCCCCCGCCUCAGCCAGCUUCAACCACGGUUACGUGGAGGCUGGACUGGUGUUGA
Messenger RNA from Mycena indigotica, 1029 nucleotides. RefSeq lists its product as uncharacterized. The record is from RefSeq and is a predicted model, not a curated record. The transcript is spliced from 2 exons. The coding region runs from base 1 to 1029 and encodes 342 amino acids. NCBI's taxonomy places the organism in Eukaryota, Fungi, Basidiomycota, Agaricomycetes, Agaricales, Mycenaceae.